GCUCGCGCUCCGCCAGCUUGAGGGGAGGCGGCCGGCGCAGCGGCGGCAGAUCGUGGGCCCGCGGCCUCGCCAUGGCGGUCUAUGCGCAGUCCGGGACCUGCCCGACCCCAAUGGCGAUUCCUCCAUCAUAUGCUGACCUUGGCAAAGCUGCCAGAGAUAUCUUCAACAAAGGAUUUGGUUUUGGGCUGGUAAAACUUGAUGUUAAAACAAAGUCUGCCAGUGGAGUGGAGUUCACAACAUCUGGUUCAUCAAAUACAGAUACUGGUAAAGUUAAUGGGACCUUGGAGACCAAAUACAAGUGGUGUGAGUAUGGUCUGACUUUCACCGAAAAGUGGAAUACUGAUAACACCCUAGGAACUGAAAUCGCAAUUGAAGAUCAGAUUUGCAAAGGUUUGAAGCUGACAUUUGACACCACCUUUUCGCCAAACACAGGAAAGAAAAGUGGCAAAAUCAAGUCUGCUUACAAGCGGGAAUGUGUAAACAUUGGUUGUGAUGUUGACUUUGAUUUUGCUGGCCCUGCUAUCCACGGAUCAGCCGUUUUCGGUUAUGAGGGCUGGCUUGCCGGUUACCAGAUGACCUUUGAUAGUGCCAAAUCAAAGCUGACAAGGAAUAACUUCGCAGUGGGUUACAAGACUGGAGAUUUCCAGCUGCACACUAACGUCAAUGAUGGGACAGAAUUCGGAGGUUCAAUUUAUCAAAAAGUAUGUGAGGAUCUUGACACUUCUGUAAAUCUAGCCUGGACAUCAGGCACCAACAGUACUCGAUUUGGGAUUGCGGCAAAAUACCAAUUGGAUCCUACUGCUUCCAUUUCUGCAAAAGUCAACAAUUCUAGCUUAAUUGGAGUGGGAUACACCCAGACUCUGAGGCCUGGAGUGAAGCUUACGCUCUCCGCCCUGGUAGAUGGAAAGAGCAUCAAUGCUGGAGGCCACAAACUUGGUCUUGCCCUGGAGCUGGAGGCUUAAAAUGUCAGCCAAGCUCUAGGGAAGGGAUAUCAGAAGAAUUUGGCCUUAAAUGGUGUUUUCAAUGUGACCAGCAGGUUUUUUCUUUUCAAAGAGGGAUGAUCUAAACAAGAGCUGUAUUUCACGUAUUUAGACAGUUACUUGUUAGCUGGUUUCUAGUUCAAUUGGUUAUCUAGUUCCCAAUGCUGCAGUAGUGCAGUCACUUAUACAUUAUUUAAAUGUAUUUAACUGUUAAUGCGCUACCCACCAAUAAUGAAAUAGACCUUUAUGAAAACUGUGCAAUUGUGUGCAUGUUUGUUUUUAUGUUCCUUUAAACAUUUGAUAUUGCCAUUGAAUGAGACCGAGCCGUGGAUGUUUCGAGAUGAGGGACAACAACUUUGUUAACUCACCAUCAUUAGAAAUUCUUUUGGUAUCCCAGCACAGUACAAAUUAUGAAUAAAACAAAUAUAUUAUA
Tachyglossus aculeatus (Australian echidna) is the source of this 1413-nucleotide messenger RNA. RefSeq names its product voltage dependent anion channel 2 (gene VDAC2). Bases 72 to 962 code for a protein of 296 amino acids. The transcript is spliced from 10 exons. Gene Ontology annotation, cellular component: mitochondrial outer membrane. The record is from RefSeq and is a predicted model, not a curated record. Gene Ontology annotation, molecular function: voltage-gated monoatomic anion channel activity. Gene Ontology annotation, biological process: monoatomic anion transmembrane transport. NCBI's taxonomy places the organism in Eukaryota, Metazoa, Chordata, Mammalia, Monotremata, Tachyglossidae.